This is a messenger RNA of Pestalotiopsis fici W106-1, 1710 nucleotides long. RefSeq lists its product as uncharacterized. The record is from RefSeq and is a predicted model, not a curated record. Gene Ontology annotation, molecular function: N,N-dimethylaniline monooxygenase activity; flavin adenine dinucleotide binding; NADP binding. The transcript has a single exon. Lineage: Eukaryota; Fungi; Ascomycota; Sordariomycetes; Amphisphaeriales; Sporocadaceae. Bases 1 to 1710 code for a protein of 569 amino acids.
AUGGGCUCCGUGGACGCCGGGACACACGGGGCGUUUGACGUCAAGUCCGUUGCCGUGAUCGGGGCCGGCCCAUGCGGCCUCGCCGCGGCCAAGUACCUCAAAUGGCAGCCGCCGUCGUCGUCGUCAUCAUCACGGGCAGCAUCUGGGUCCUAUUUUGACAAGAUCACCGUAUUUGAACAGCAACCCCGCGUUGGCGGUGUCUGGUUGUACUCGGCCACGCCGCCGUCGCCGUCGCCGAUCCCGCAGACUUCGGCGCAUGCACCCCCGGACCCUCCCGUGUAUAAUGGCGAAAAGGGUGAUGCUGCUUCUGCACCCAUCUUUCCGAGUCCCAUGUACGAUAGGCUCAACACCAAUAUUCCACAUACCCUGAUGCAAUACUCGGAUUUCCCGUUCACGGACGAACAAGGCCAAACGGCCGAGCAGGGCGGAGACCUGCGCAUCUUUCCCGAGCGCCAAGUCGUGCUGCGGUAUCUGGACGAGUAUACGGAUCAGGCCCAGAUACGCCCACUAAUUCGGUUCUCGACCAGCGUGCUCAAGGUCAGACUGCGCAAAACGGCGGUCCAAGACUCUGGUGCUGGUGAAGCAGCAGCAGUAGCAGCCAGACAGCAAAAGGACCAAUGGGAUAUCACAUCCCGCAAUCUGCUCACGGGCCACGAACAAACCGAAACGUACGACGCCGUCGUCGUCGCGGGCGGCCACUACAACACAACGUAUGUGCCCGACGUCGAGGGCAUCGCGGCCUUUGACCAGGAGCACCGGGGCGUCAUCUCCCACGCCAAGACGUUUCGCUCUCCGGGCGCCUUUGCCGACAAAAAGGUCAUGGUGGUCGGCAACUCGGCGUCGGGUCUCGACAUUGCCGCGCAGAUCAACGCGGUGAGUAGAGGUCCCGUGCUGGUCUCGGUGCAGACCCCCACGUCGGACGAGGCGCGGCGCCACGCUGGGUUCGACGAGGUGGCGGAGAUUGCGCGGUUCCUGCCUGGACCCCGGAGGGCGGUGCUGCUCAAGGACGGGCGCGAGGUGGAGGAUCUAGACGCCAUAUUAUUCUGCACGGGAUACCUAUUCACGUUUCCCUUUUUCGAGGGCAAAGACGGUUUCCUUGGGGCCUCCACCGCAGAGGCAACUGAAUCCGACAACCACAGCAACAACAAGAGUAGUGAUCCCCCUCCUCCACCGCUCAUCACCGACGGCAGACGAGUCCACGGGCUCUGGAAGCACUUUCUGCACAUUCGCCACCCGACGCUCGCGUUCCCGGGCCUGCCCAUCAAGGUGAUCCCGUUUCCCCUGUCCGAGUCGCAGGCGGCCGUCUUUGCCCGGGCGUGGGCCAAUGCGCUCGCGCUCCCGCCGGCGUCCGAGAUGCGCGACUGGGAGAGGCGCGAGGAGGCCGAGCGCUCGCCGCACAAGUACCACGUGUUUCCCGCGCUCGGCGACGCCAGGUACAUUAAUGGUAUCCACGACUGGCUCCGGCAGGAACAACAACAAGGUGGUGGCUGCCAGGGUAAAGAGCCGCCGUACUGGUCGCCUGAAAUGUUUUGGCAGAGGGGCGUGUACGCGCAGGCGCGGAUCAAGUUUGAGCAGGACGGUCGCAAGGCGACGACGCUCGCGGAGCUCGGGUUUGUAUAUGAGCCUGAGAAGGAAGAGGAUGGAUCAAGUCAAGUUGCAGUCCAGCCCGAGGCUGUGAAUACAGAGCCGGGAUUAGACAUUGCUGGAUAG